CACUAUGCUCACGAAAAGGCUAAGUCCCCUCAAUAAAAUGCACAUCACGCGACGAAUACUUACACUAUGACUUCAAAUCAGACACUUGAUAGCCCUUUUGAGACGCGGGCUACCCCAUGAAAACGCAAGGUCUCUCCCUCUCGGCGAACUUGUCGAGCACAUGGGAUGUAUAUCCUUCGCAUAGACCAAAUAACCAAACAAACGGAGAUGGUCAUAUGACGGUGGCUUGCCCAGCAGCACUUCGUAAGGUGUCCUGUUAUUGAGAAUAGAAGAGGGAUGCCUAUUGACGAGAUACGUGGUUGUCAACACACAUUCACCCCAAAACUGCACCAGAAGUCCCUAAUGAAAUUGAAGAGCCCGAGCAAUCUCCUGUAAAUAUCGGUGUUUGUGCUCAGUGACUCGCUAAAACACAACACCAAACUCGAUAAAUUUAAUCGUAGAAUGGAAAUGCAGAAUAGUGGGUAAUUUUUACUUAUCAACCUGGGGUCUAGAUCUACUGCCUACUUCGUAAACUUCUAUUAUCUAGCAACUAAAGUGUAGUGAGUUGUUCAAAUGAAAAUUAAACCAAAAGCAGGAAAUGCUUUGGGUUUUCAAGUAUGCUAAAGGUCAUCCAGGUAUGGUUCCCCCUAGUAUGCAGCUAGUUCAUAUAAUAUGUUCCAAUUUACUCUGAUUGAUAGAUAUACUGCGGAAAGUUCUUGACAAGUCUGGAAUCUCGACUAAAGUAAUCCUAAUCCUCUUAGUUUGAAUACCCGACAGGUAACUAACCUCAACGACAUAAACUAACCAAGGCAAUAACACACCAAACGUCCUCUACUGGCUUUAAUUCCAGUACAGAGCAGUGAAUCGAUUUCUCGACUAAAGCAAUCGAUUUACCACUUCCAAUUGAAGGUUGCUCUAUUAACCUAUGCAGAGACUAUCGUUCUACGUUAAAGCAGGAAUCACAAAAGUUUGAUCAAGACUCAUGCAAUUCUGAUUAAUGCCUCAAUGGAAUAUAUCAAUCAAUCAUUCGCAAAUGGGGUUCAUACAACCAUUCCUAGCAUACAAAACUAGGUUUCUUCAUACCCAGAUGAAAAGGGAGUUUAAUCCAAGGAGAGAAGAGGAAACAUCAUGCUAGGAGGAGGAAUCAUCAUGCAAACAAUGAAAAUCUGCUCCAAGCGGCUAAUCAAUACUCUGAGAGUGAGGAAUCGAGGUCCGAGGUCUUCAGAUCGCUCCAAUCCUUGUCUAAGGGUUGUUUUUUUGUCACUUUCUCUCUCUGCUCUUUAGAACUAAAAAAUGCGGAUCCUUGGCAAUUUGCCCGAGCUGCCCCUUUUAUAUGUUGGAGAUUCGCGAUUUAUGGCCAAAGUUAAGGCCAUAACUCCCUCUCCCAACUCGUAACUUCUCCACAAAACAUCGUCAUCUUUGUGCUCCGUAAACCAAGAGUUACAACUCCUUUAGAGAAGUUAUGGUUGAGACCGUAGUUUUGAGGGGUAAGUCGUAACUUCAAAAACUCUCCUGGAACCUUCGGCAUCGCUUCCCCAAGUUACGGGUGUUGAGUCCGUAACCUCGAAGGUCUGGUAGUAACUUUAAAAGUGCUUCUGGAUUCCUAGCCUUCGCUCCUCCAAAGUUACAAGCUCAUGGAGAAGUUACGGUCCAUACCAUAACUUUUGAGGUCUGACCUUAACUUUUCCCUACUUUUUGUCCAAUCGCUCCAAAACGUCCCAAAAUGCGCUCUUGCACCCAUUCACGUACUAGGACCUGAAACAUCAUAAACCAACACAACCUAGCGUAAAAUAGGCAACGAGAGCGAGAAAGCGAGCUUAAAUGAUCAAUAAAUGAUGGGAAAAACAUGUUCAAAUACAAUGUUAUCACCCAACAACACCAUUAUGUUGUGGCGUGUUUACACACGAAGUUUGCAACAUAAUCCCAUUCACCGCAUAGUAACCACGCAAGGAAUGCGUCCCAAACUCCAACCCAUUAUCGGUCUGUAUCUUGCGAACCUGAGCUCCAUAUUGGGUUCGAACCAUUUCACAGAAAAGUUGGAUUCACCACUCAACCUCAUAUUUAAGCUUAAGAAGGUAUACCCAAGUGGUACGGCUAUAAUCAUCAAUCACUGUAAUGAAAUAACACGAUCCAUCAAAAAAAGGGGUAUGAUAACCACUGCAAAUAUCCAUAUGAACAAUGUCAAAACAAGCCUAUGUUUUGAUAGAAUGAGAAACGAAAGGUGCUCUAGUUUGUUUAGCACGUAAACAAGAAUCACAAUGACGAUUUUCUUGACAAAAAUCAGCCAAAAAAAUAGUGUUCUCCAAAUGAGAAAGCUUCGCAGGAGAGGGGUGUCCAAGCCGAUCAUGCCAGAGCUUUGCACUCAACUUCCCCGCCGCGGCAAGAACUCAGACCGGGGGCUUCCCAUCACGUGUUUGCUCUGUAUCCCAGUCUGCUGAAGAUAGAUGGCCUAUUCCAAUCAUAGUCUUGGAGCGUAAAACCUGAAUAACACAAAGAUUGACAAGAAAAGCAAAGCAACAUCAUGAUCUUUGGUGAGACGACUAACAGACAGUAAAUUACACUUGAAUAUGGGCACAUGAAGCACGCGAUCAAGUCUAAGACGCUCAUUCAGAGUUACUCUCCCAACCCCUGUGACUGAUAUACUAUCACCAUUAGUUAUUCGAGCCGCAUGUGUGCAGGUGACGUAGAGGAAAGAGAUUCCUUUAGCUUAUCAAACUGCACCCCUGAAAGGCCCAGGCUUUCUUCACUCUCAACAUUGGCUGCCCGAACCUGCAUAUUCUCUCUGUCCCCUUUGAUGUGAUGUGGUCCAGCACCACGCUCUCUAGAAUGUCAUUUACCAUUGUGUUGAGGGCAACCAAUGAGUUUGAAACAACUCUUUGGUGUGCCUCAACUUGUUGCAAUGAGCGCAUCGUGGCUUAUCCUCCUCAGUUUAUUUAUCUCCACGAGUGAUAAAUGCCACAGCUUCAACAGGUGGCUUGCGAGCAGUUGUGAUCAACCACUGUUGUUGCUCGCCAGCGACUAAUUGAUAAGCCUCUGCAAGUGAUGUUGUGGGCUUCAUGCUUAAGAUUUGUGACCGGACGACGUUGAAAGCAUCGUCUAGCCCUAGCAGAAAAUCAAAAAGGCGUUCUACCUCCUCCUUCUCCCUUGUCUGACGCUCGAUGUCACAUGUACAAGCACAAUAUGUGCAGCGGGGGUUAAGGGAAACCGAGUUCAACUCAUCCCACAACGUCUUCAGUUUUGUGUAGAAGGCGAAGAUUGAUUGUUUCUCUUGUCGGUGGGAGCUGGUGGCGCCUCGCAGCUCAUAUGCUCGACUCGCUGAUCCCUUCCCAAAGCGUCUCAGGAACACUGUUCCUGAUUUCCUUACUCAUGGCAUUCUUGAGCCACCCCUUUACGGUAGCAUCACACUGACCCAAGCAUCAUCUUGGAUCCCUGUCCCAACUUUCGAACUUAGAAAACUUCCGUCAACAAACGCGAGUUUAUUUUUAGCGAUGAGGGUCUCUAUCAUAUCACCUACCCACUCACCAUAGUUUGUAUUGGUCAAGAGAUCACUCCAAAAUAAUUGACCAGGAUUCUCAAAAUAGUGGAGGUAUAAGGGCGACGUGAGUGGAAUCGAAUCGGGGUCUGUGACGACCUCCUUAAUGCCGCUUUUGUCGUCUCCUCCACUCAUGAUUGCAGCUUACAAACAUAUGUGAAUGGUCGAUCGAUCACUGCUAUGAUACCAUGUAAAAUAGCGAUAAUCUUAAAGCGGAAAACAAAACAACACGAGAUUUACGUGGUUUCCCUGUUCGGUGAGAACAUGACUAGUCCACGAGAACGUGAAUUCUAAGUCGUUCGUAUUAUGAUUUGGCAGAAUAAUCUGCUGCAGUAGUACACGGCAAUAAGGCCUACAAACCCUUUUAUAUACUCAUCAUCACAACUUAGCGUGAGUAUUAGGGUCAGAGGUGUAAUAGUACAAAAAGCUCUUCGAAUAAUCUCGGACUUGCAAAUACACCUCAAAAUGAAACUCAAAAAACAGACAGAAUCACCAUCGACGAGUUGAAUCGGACCAAAUACACUUCUGAUAAUGAUACCCAACUUCAGUGCUUCGUGUGACGGUUGGCACACAAAGCUGAGUGGGGUGAUGUAUUGGUAAUUAACCAUAUUAGUGGGCCCAGUAGGCAGUAACUGUUGAGCUAUAGCAAGGGCCGAGGAGGCUCGAGUGUAUACGAAAUGGGCCGGGCCGUAAACUGGCCCGAUUCGCGCUAUCACCCGGGAGCCGAAAAUUAAAAAGAAACAGCGGGAGAUAUGCCGCUCUUCCCAGUUUUAACUUUCAGUUCGCCCCCGAUCGCCAUUUUCGAAUUCCAACUUUCUAUCUUCGUCUACGCUCUAGAAAUUAUCUGAACAGGCAGUUCGAGGUCGUAGGCAAGAAAAUGGUCGGGCGAGAUCAGGAGCUGGAGAAAGCAAGAUUUCUAAGCUUGGCGCUGGAUCUCGGCUUCGACGAGCAGUCGGCCAACAGGUGCCUGGACCGUUUGAUUUCACUCUACGGCGACGAUGGGAAAGAUUUUGUCACCGUGGAGUGCUGCGGCGACGAUUUCCUCGCGGCGCUGGCCGCGUCCAUGGAGGAUGCCGAGGACUGGGACGACGACUUGCGAGCUGUCGAAUCCGAAGCUUGCGGCACCUUGAAUGACAUGUUCGAUGAGGAUAAUAACACUGCUCGAGAGCCGAACGAUAGCAAGGCGAGUGGUUCUAUUGCGAACGGCUACUACAUCAAUCUCAGCGACGACUCGCCUCAGAAGGAGAGGCGGCACGAUUUCAUGGAGCUUGACUUGUCAACAAGUGAUAGCGAUGAAGAUCCUGAUUUUUGCAUGUCCGGUGAAAAGAGUUCUGUAACUGCUUCCUCGCUCGGCCGCUCUUCUGUAUCGAGGGGCACUGCUACCCAAGGUUCAGUUGCAUCAGGUGGCAGCAAGAAGCAGCCCCCUGCCGUGUCAAAGGGUGGACAUGGGACUCUGAGUUAUGAACAACUGCAACGACUGGAUGACAUUGAAUUGGCGAAUGCUGUCAUAUUUGGGAACAAGGCUUUUCGUCCGUUGCAGCAUCAGGCUUGUAGAGCAACGUUGGAGAAACGAGACUGCUUUGUUCUAAUGCCCACUGGAGGUGGUAAAAGUCUUUGCUACCAGCUACCAGCCACUCUGAAACCAGGCGUUACAGUAGUUAUAUCUCCAUUGCUGUCCCUCAUCCAGGACCAGAUCAUUACAUUAAACCUUAAGUUUGGGAUACCUGCAACUUUCCUCAAUUCUCAGCAAACUUCUGCUCAGGCAGCCGCAAUCCUCCAAGAACUAAGGAAAGACAAACCAUCAUGCAAACUCUUAUAUGUAACUCCGGAGAGGAUUGCUGGAAAUGCCUCAUUUUUCGAAACCCUCAAAUGCUUGCACCGGAAGGGCCAGCUUGCAGGUUUUGUAGUCGAUGAAGCCCAUUGUGUUAGUCAGUGGGGACAUGAUUUUCGCCCCGACUACAGGGAGUUGGGACGUCUCAAACAGAACUUUUCAAAUGUCCCAGUUAUGGCUUUAACAGCCACAGCAACCCAUCCAGUCCGCGAGGACAUACUAAAAGCUUUAAGAAUUGAACGUGCUCUUGUCCUUGAAACAAGCUUCGACAGGCCUAACUUAAAGUAUGAAGUCGUUGCCAAAGAUAAGGACGCACUAAAACAGCUUGGACAGCUCAUCACCGAUCGCUUCAAAAAUCAAUGUGGAAUAGUAUACUGCCUGUCUAAGAACGAAUGUGUUGAGGUUUCAAACUUCUUGAACGACAAGUGCAAGAUUAAGACGUCGUAUUACCAUGCUGGUCUUGCCGCUCGCCAAAGAGUUGAGGUGCAAAGGAAAUGGCACACUGGAGUGGUACAAAUUGUCUGUGCAACGAUUGCUUUUGGGAUGGGGAUAGACAAACCUGAUGUGCGCUUUGUUAUUCACAACACACUGUCCAAAUCAAUCGAAAGCUAUUAUCAAGAAGCUGGAAGAGCUGGGAGGGAUAAUCUCCCUGCUGUGUGCAUUGCCCUAUUCCACAAGAAGGAUUUCAGCAGGGUUGUCUGUAUGUUAAGGAAUGGACAAAGAUUUCAUAAAGACACUUUCACGACAGCAAUGGCUCAAGCAAGAAAGAUGCGCGAUUAUUGUGAACUUAAGGGCGAAUGUCGCAGACAAGCGUUGCUGGAACACUUUGGAGAAUCAUUUGACAGAAAAGCCUGCAAAAUUAGCUCUAACCCCUGCGACAACUGUCUCAAGACACCCUCAUGACACGUUAGCUGAGGCCGAAGUCAUCUCAUUUUCUUCGGGGCCUUACUUCCAUCACGACUUACCGGUACGUGAACAUGAAGAAAAAUGGCUAAUGGCAGACAAAGAACAUAUGUGCAUGCUUUGCUAUUGAUUAUUUAAACUGCAGAAAGCAAGACCCGAACCCAUUCCUCUACUUAUGGAAAGGUCUACUGUCUGAGGUAAGCCGAAACCUCCAACUUCCACUGGUAGCCCUUCGAUAAGGAACCAUUUUUCGUCCCAACAAACGAUGGAUAAUGUGAAUUCAUAAUUUGUGUACCCUCUGUUACUUUCUUCACAGGAAGGUUAAGCCAGUCUUGAGCGGGUCUUCCAACCUGGUGCUUUGCUCAACUUGAAGCUAUCUCUGAAAUGGUUGAUGCAAUGUUCAUUUCUAUCCAAACUGUCCUAGAAUUGACUGCUCUCCCCUUCGACUUAUCUUCAAGCAAGCUGGUAUGGACAUCUGCUGGUACUCUAAUAGAAACUUGCUCAAUUUCUUUACGAGUCAACUUGCUUUCCGUAUUUAAGCGUAAAGCCAAAUCUUUUCUUCUGUACCUCCAAACUUAUUGUUCUCUGAGAUCUAUGGAGUGAUUUAAGACUUCACACGAAUCAUUUCAGCAAUUUCUCAUUAUUGGUGUUUUUCAUAUUCCCCUGAAUUGUGUGAGAGCUUGACAUGUCAACAACCCAAUAUUUUAUCAUUUGUGUCAACAUAACCAGCAUCCUUUGAAGUAAGCAAAACAUGCAAUCAAAACCCCAUAUGCAUUCCAACUAGUAAUCGUAUUAUAAAAUCCCAAAUAACUG
This is a messenger RNA of Linum trigynum, 7058 nucleotides long. Lineage: Eukaryota; Viridiplantae; Streptophyta; Magnoliopsida; Malpighiales; Linaceae. The record is from the annotation of a GenBank genome assembly.